AGGCUAAAAAUUUGGAAAAAUUAUUAAAUUUCAUGCUUUCCCGAAGAAUACCGAAAUUACUCAAAUAUGGGUGCAGAUUCAAAGGGUGUAGAGUUGUAGAGAUGGAAAAUGGAAUGUAGAAACUUGUAGGAUUUGUUCAGAUCAUUUUACCGAUGACGAUUAUGAAAGAGAUCUUUAAGUAAGAGGAAUUAUUAGGACUUGGAAACUAAGAAAAACAUUAAAAGCAAUUGGUAAAUAAUUCAAAGUUUUUCGGCUUUUUUGUAAUAUAAUAUUUUUAGUUAUAUAGGUAUGAGUAGAAUCUUAUGUAAAAGGAAAAAACAGUCAGUCCACCUGACAAAAUUGAUCCAUUGAGGCAAAAACGACUUGAACAAAGAAUAACACAAGUGGCGGUGGAGGAAUUACUAAUGAAAAAUUUCGAGGAAAGCAAUGUAAAUGUUGCCGAGGAACACAGUACCGUAGCAUCUGGAGCUGUUAUUACUUGUGUUGGUCAUCCAAUGUAUGAUGAAUUAUUGUUAAAAUAUAAGGAAUUGGAAACUAUCCUAUCUCUAAAGGAAGAAUUAUUGAUGCCAGAGGACCAAAAAAUUAAGAAAUAACAAAAACAACUUUUAAAAUCUCAACUACACUUGAAGCAGAAAAGUCCUAUAAAACAGUAGAAUACUAAGUCGGUUAGUUUAUUUAUAAAUUUUAAAUUCAACUUUUGUUCUAAAUUUAAACUUUAAGUUUAAAGAAAAUAAACAAGAAAUGCUAAGAAUUUUUUUUACAAUGUAAACUAUUUUUAUUUAUAUACAUAAUUAGAAAUGAAUUAUACAAACCAUGUCGUAAAAUUGGUAUUUCUGAAUUGUUUAAAACUAGGGUAGGAUUCCGUAAGAGUACGCGGCGGCCAUAUUUACGAAGUGACAAGCAAUCUGCCUAAUAUAAACGCAUAAGUAGCUUGGUAACGGCCAUAGGAGUAGUGUCUAAAAAUCUGAUGGUGUUGCUUUAACCCUUCUUUAAUUGGCGGUAAGAAAUGAUAUUUUCCCCUAUUUACUAUAAUAUUUGUAAUACAACAAGUAAGGUACAUACAUUUGUGCAUUCAGUUUUUAUGAAAACUGCUGUAAUAGUAAUAAAAAGUGCUUUGUUUACAGAGACACUUUUAGAUUAAAUUAAAGUUUUAUUAGUUGCCUAGAUGGUUAAAUUGGUUUUUAGAAUUUGAUUACGUGUCUCCCUAAGAGUACGCACAGGUGCGUACUCUUAGGUAUACGUUAAAACAUUUAAUUUUUAAUAUUUUUAUGCUGUAGACAAUUCCAAAACAGUAUAAUAAUGAGCCCGUACAAACGAAAGAGCGAUAGAGUACUAAAAUUUACGCAAGAAAUGUUAAAUAUGGCAGCCGAUAGAAUAUCAAAGGGAGAGAGUAAAAGAUCGGUUGCAAAGGCAUUGGGGGUAAAUGAAUGUACUCUAAGGAAGAGGUUGCGUGAAGGCACUGUUCCAACUAGCUUGGGUAGAUUUAAACCAAUAUUUUCGAAAGCACAAGAAAAAGAAUUGGCGGAUCAUAUUCGCGAUCUGGAGGCGAGAUUUUACGGACUUCGUAUGAAGGAUGUUAGAUCACUAGCUUUUCAAUACGCGAAACUAAACCACAUUUCUCAUAGGUUUAACGAACAAAAUUUAAUGGCAGGGAAACAUUGGGCACAGGACUUUGCUGCUAGAAAUCGUUUAUCUUUAAGAGCUCCAGAAAAAUGUAGUUUAGGUCGGGCUACAGGAUUUAAUAAAGUCCAGUGUGACAGAUUUUUUAAAAAUUUAAAACUUGUCUACGAAAAAACAAAAGUGCUGUCACACAGAAUUUUUAAUAUGGACGAGACGGGACUUUGUACUGUUCCAAACAAGCUCCAUAAAAUUUAUGCAGUAAAGGGCAAAAGAACAGUAUCAAAAAUAGUGUCAGCCGACAGAGGUCAAUUAGUUACUGCAGUAUGCUGUAUGAGUGCCUCUGGUACCUGGGUACCGCCAGGUUUAAUAUUCGCUAGAAAGCGUAUGAAAGAAGAACUUUUUUAUGGGGCACCUCCAGGUACACUGAAGAUGAUAUCUGAUUCUGGGUAUAUGAACACAGAAUUAUUUCUAGUUUGGUUGCACCAUUUUUCAACCUUUGUUAAACCUUCCGAGUCGGAUCCUGUAGUUUUAAUUAUGGACAACCAUAUUUCACAUUGCUCUCUGGAAGCAGUUUUAUUUGCGAGGAGCCAUUUUAUUACACUUUUAACAUUACCACCCCACGGAAGUCAUAAGCUUCAGCCUUUGGACAGAGUAUUCUUCUUCCCCUUAAAAACGGCUUUUUCUGGAGAAUGUGAUAAAUGGAUGGUUAGUAAUCCUGGGAGACCAAUCACAAUGAGAGAAAUGGCAGCGCUUUUCCAUUCAGCUUAUUCAAAAGUCGCUACAAUAGAGAUCUGUGAAAAAUCAUUUGAUUGUACAGGGAUAUAUCCCUACAAUCCUGAUAUUUUUACCGCAGCAGACUUUGCCCCGUCUGAAGUCACUGAUAAAUUUCAUUCAGAUGUAGACCGUCAAGGACAAGAGGAUAUAAAUAGAAAUGAAUUAAUAGAAUGGUCUGAUGAAGAUGAAAUACCACUGGCUGAAUUGCAGCGACAAGAAAAACAAAAAAUAACAAUAGAAAAAGAAAAUAGGACACCAACAAAUAGUCCAAUAUUUAAUCAAAAUCAAAAAGAAUAUGCAAAUCAGAGUCCACGACACAGUUUAUCUUCUGUUAAAUUAAAUGAAUCUGACCCAUGUUGUUCUGUAACACCCAAAAUGAUUCUACCGCUGCCAAAAGCUAAAUACGAGCAAAUUAGGAAAACAAAAUCUAAAAGGUCUGAAAUUCUGUCCUCUACCCCAUAUAAAGAACAUUUAUUAGAACAGACAGAAGAAAAACUAAAGGCACAAAAGGGAAAAAGAAAAAUUCUCAAGUGUAAACAAGCUUCAGCAACUAAAAUAGACAACACUAUCUGUCCAGGAUGCAAUGAAAAUUUUAGUUACUCUGAUUGGUUAAUGUGCCGUGUUUGCCAAACUUGGUGGCAUGAGGACUGUUCUAAUUAUCUUGGAAGUGGUAGUUUCUUAUGCGAUUUAUGUGACAAGUAAUUUUAACGAUUGGUUAACUCGUACAAUUAGAAUGCGUACUCUUAGGAAUUUACGUGCGAACUCUUAGGGGAAUAUUCACCAAAGAGUACGCAUUUGCAUGUUUUUAUUUAAACUUAGAUAUUUUUGUCAAAUACAUUUUUAAAUUACUUUUGGAAUGUUAUAUGUUUAAAUUAAUGCAUGUUUUAUAAUUUCCUAAAUAUACUUCAACCUUAAAACGACUUUGUUUCAAUGUUAUUCAGCAAUAAAUAUUAAGUGCGUACUCUUGCGCUAUCCUACCCUAUUUGUACUAAAUUUGCAUAUACAUCAUUUAUAUUACAAAUAAAUAAUUUAUUGCUUUGAUUAGGUACUUUGAUUUAUUUAUUUCAAUAACUAUACAAAUUCAGA
This is a messenger RNA of Sitophilus oryzae (rice weevil), 3480 nucleotides long. RefSeq lists its product as uncharacterized. Gene Ontology annotation, molecular function: DNA binding. Lineage: Eukaryota; Metazoa; Arthropoda; Insecta; Coleoptera; Curculionidae. Gene Ontology annotation, cellular component: nucleus. The coding region runs from base 1300 to 3096 and encodes 598 amino acids. The record is from RefSeq and is a predicted model, not a curated record. The transcript is spliced from 3 exons.